ACGUCGGAAUAUAAUAUCAGACUUGUACCUAACGCAAGCGAGCAACGAUAUCACACUUGUACCUAACGCAAGCAAGCAACGAGCUGAACUGGAACAAAGCCGAAAAUGGCUUUUGCCAGUGUGUUGAAACCGUAAGACUGGAGAGCGCAACGGAGAAUAUCUGCCUCGUCUUUUAAGGGGGGCGGUAAAAGAGGAGGCAGCUCUUUGCUUCCACUUCAGCCAUGGCUCUGGUGACCCUGCAGCGCUCCUCUAAGCCUACCGCGGGGUCUUUGGUCAGCUCCGCGACCACAAACUUGGAGGAGGAAUUGGCGAGAGAUGAUGGUCAAAGGGCAAUUCUUAGUCUCAAUGAAAGCUUUGUUAUGGUAAAAGGAGCAGCACUCUUUUUGCAGCAUGGUGCCCAGGGCCCCAAAACACCAAUCCAUCAAAAGAUAGCAGGUGAUCUACCCCAGCACCUGCAAGCGAUGAUUAACGCUCUCCGUUCUGAGGAUAAAAUUAGACUAGCUGUACGAUUGGAGAGCAAUUGCUUAGACUAUGUGCGCUAUAUGGUGGUUGUUUACACAAAUGGCCAUCAAAACACUGAGGAAAAUAUACUGCUUGGUAUGGAUUUCACGAACAAUGACAGUAAAAUGUGUUCUAUUGGAAUGGUUCUGCCCUUGUGGAGUGAUACCAAGAUCCACCUUGAUGGGGACGGAGGCUUUAGUAUCAGCACAGCUGAAAGGUCUCAUGUCUUUAAACCUGUGUCUGUGCAGGCCAUGUGGUCAGCUUUACAAGUGUUGCACAAAGCGUGUGAAGUGUCUUGCCGGUAUAACUACAUCCCUGGGGGCAUGGCCCUCACCUGGAUGGGCUUCUACGAAAGCUGCAACUUCUCUGACCAAAGCUGCAUCAAUGAGUGGAAUGCAAUGACUAAUCUGGAGACCACAAGACCAGACUCCCCUGUCUUGUUCUCUGAUCAGCCAACGGAGAGAGAAAGAACAGAAUGUUUAAUCAAAACAAAACUAAGAAGUGUAAUGAUGAUCCAGGACCUGGAGAAUAUUACAUCCAAGGAGAUUAGAAUCGAGUUGGAGCAGCACAUGAGUUUAAACCUGCAAGAGUACAAGGAGUUCAUUGACAAUGAAAUGCUGCUCAUUCUGGCCCAAAUGGACAAGGCCACACUGGUCUUUGACCACCUUUACCUGGGCUCAGAAUGGAAUGCUUCCAACCUUGAGGAGCUCAGAGAAUGCGGGAUUGGCUAUAUCCUUAAUGUCACACAGGAAAUUGACAACUUUUUCCUAGGAGCAUUUUGUUAUUACAAUGUUCAUGUCUAUGAUGAUGAGGCAACGGAUCUGCUGGCUCACUGGAAUGAAACCUACAAUUUUAUAGUGAGAGCCAAAAAAAACAACUCUAAAUGUCUAGUGCACUGUAAGAUGGGAGUGAGUCGAUCAGCUUCCACUGUCAUCGCCUAUGCUAUGAAAGAAUACGGCUGGUCACUGGAGAAGGCGUAUCAUUUUGUCAAACAGAAGAGGAGCAUAGCACAACCCAACCCAACAUUAAUGACACAACUGGCUGAAUAUGAAGGCAUUCUAGACUCAAACAAACUCUGGCAGCCAGGUUGUGACAACAACUCUCUGGAGGACUUCCAGGCAGCAGGUGCCUGUGGCUCCCAGAUGCUCCCUGAGCAAGAGCUGUGCACAUGGAGCCACAAGGAUGUCAGCGUGUACCCUUGCUGUGGAGAUGAACCCACAGACCAUCUCAACUAUAAUUACUACUUCCGCCGACUCUCGGACACAGCCCUGGAUAGCGAACCAUCCACACCAGUGCGUGGCCUGCCACUGUUGGGCAUGGAGCAUGUCUUCAUUGAGAUUGAGGAUGUCGAACGGGAUGCCCUGUUGGAUGACGAGGCUUUUCCCAUAGCCCACCUGACCCUGCCCAAUGAGGGCACUGCAGCACAAACCUGUGGCCGGCUGGAGCCGCUGGAGGACAUGCGUUUGAGGCUGGAGUUCAGCACAGUAGAGGAGGAGGACGAGGAGGAGGCACAGAAGGAAGAGGCAGAGAUGGUGGCUAUGGCUCGGGGGGAGGAGACAGCUCCCAGUGGAAGGGAGGAGGUGAGCCUGGCCAAUGCAAACCGCUUCAACAAUGAGAACACCAACAAUAGCAACCGUCUGGCUGGCAAACGCAGUUGCCCUUCUGGCUUUGACGACAGUUCUAGCAGCGGAAACAAAGUGAAGCCUUCUUAUCAGUCAUGCCGAGAUUGCCUGCAUCUGCCGGGCGGGCAGCAUUGUGAGCGCCGCACGCACCGCCACAACAUUCCGCGCCAUGCUGGCCUGUCCAGCAUUUCCAUCCAUGCCCCUGGGGCCAAACACCUUAGCUGCUUGCCCAUUCUCUGCCAGCUACCCAUUGCUUCUAGGCACCAGCUGUCUCACUGCACAGGUCGGAUUGUCACUACACCAGCUACAAGUAUGGACUCUUACUGCCAAUGCUUGAUCUCCCCUAUGAGCUGUGAACAGCUUGCCUCUUGUAACCUUCAAUGCCAUUUGGAGCCAGAGAACAUGGAUGGGCUCCAGGAGAUGUAUGAAGAGCAGGAAGAGGAUGGGCCUAAAGUGGCCUCUGCCAAUCCUGACACAGAGUUCACAAUACUGAAGCUAAGCCUGCAGAGUGAGAUGCCCCUGGCAGAGCUACACCAGGACACUCACCUGUACGAAGAAAACAGGCUUGGACGUCAGAGACCAGAACAGCUAGAACACAUGGAUCUGGGCAUGGAUGAGGUUGUCACAGAGGACAUGGAAGUAGACUUGGGCUCAGUCCCCAGUACAUCCCUUCCCCUUCUGAAUCAUUCCAUCACAAGCUUCACUGCAGCUUCCCUGCAACAUUGGGCCAUAAUACACAGCUCCAGCAGUGAAAACAUGCAUGGGGCACAGCUAGGUUUAGUCCGCCAACAAGCGCAGGAAAACGAAACAUGCUUACACUUCACUGGACUGCCUACAUCCUCCAGACCCAAAUGUUCUAACUCAGUGGCUAAACUUAGUGGUCUGGCUAUUUCCACACAAGACUUGUCAUUUUCUUCAGAGACUGAUCCUGUCAUUGGUAAAAAAUCUCCCAGCUCAUCUACACAUGCAGUAUUGGCACCUUUGCUGUACACUUUCCCUGGCUAACUUUUGGUAAGGUAAGAGACUGCUUUCACAAUGUACAGCGUACGGUAUAUGUAGUUGCUGUGCAUACUGAAAGAGGCCCACAAUUAUUAACUGUGUCUUGAGGCCGGUCUUACAAAAUGCCUCACAAGCGCAUUUAGGUAAUGGUCAUAUCUCAGUUCUCUGAGAUGUCCUCUGAGUUAGUAUUUAAUUAGUACUCUCUAAUUAAAAACUAAAUCUCUAAUUAAAACUCUGUAGACUCAAGAUGUUUUAACACAUAAAAUAUCAAAAAUCAUAUUGUAUUAAUAAUCUUCUAAUAUUUGCACCAUUUAUGUUUUAUAAUAUAUAAUACACAGUGUAGUGUUAUCCAGUUAUGUUUCGAAUAAUUUAAUUUCACCUAAUAAGUAAAUUGGUGUUGCAGAGCUUUUUGUUUCUCCAUCACAAUGGCACUUUUUAUAGAAGUGUUAUAUACUUUAUAAGAAUUAAGUUCCAAUAUUGUGUUACUGUGCAAACUAAAACAGUCUUAACUAGAAAACACAAAUUUGUAAACACUACAUGUAGACGUAGUAGGAUAAUGGUGAAGACAUUGCCAUAAAUGACUAAACUAUUCUGUGAAUAUAAAUAUGUAAACUUUUAUAUUGUGUACUGUAACACACUGCAUUACAAUGCCCAUAGCCUUUGUGAAGAGCGUAUGUGAACAGUAAGUUUUGAUGCCACUCCACAAAAGUGGGUUAUAGACUAAACAAGGCUAUGAGGAGAGGAGGAUAUCCUAUUUAAGGAAUCCUAUUUAAACAACAAUUUCAUAGAAUCAGCAUUGGCAAAUCCAAGUAAAUCAAUUGUUGUAUUUUUCACCAAUAAGUGAUAAAGAGAAGAAUACAGUGAAAUAAAAAUGUAGAGGACUAUGUGUCUCAUAGCCUUUCUCCAUUGUUCUUGUAUUCAUCAAAGAUUCACAGUGUGCUUCUAGCACAUAGCUUUUAAUAUGUAAUUUAGCUUAAGUUGUUUUUUGUACAAAAUGUAGUGCAUGAUGUCUAAACAAGCCUUAGCUUUAACACAUCAGUAGCCCACAGUCUGCAAAUGUACCAGAGGAUGAAUAUUUUGAUAUAAUGUUGAAAUAGAUUAUAAUCUAAUAAUAGGAUACAUGUCCAAGUCUUUUUAGCCUUUUUGCUAAAACCUGAUUUAACUAAUUAUUGAUCAUGGUUAAGGUAUGUGUAAGUCUAAGAGGUCCAACUACAGUGUAUGAAGCUUUGUCUUAUGGUAAUGAGUGGUACUUGCUAGUCGUUUGACUGCUGUUCAUUGCAGAGUAUUGCAGACCACCUAGUUUUUCUGUGCCAUGUGGAAAUAUGAAGUAUUAUCAUUUAUUGCUGUAAAGAUGUUUUAUUUGUUUUUUUGUGCUUCUGUUACAUUGUAUACUCUUUAUUGAUGUAUUUUUGCAAUAUCCAAAAUAAGCAAAAAGUGCAAUAAGUGGAAGCUAAAAUUUGAAGUGCAUCAGCAUAAUGUGCUGCGAAUGAGAGGUAACUUUUCACAAAAAGUGAAUGUACAAGUCACUUGGAGGACUAAGUUGACGUGUGAACUCUGUGUGGGACAAUCAGUUAUGUGCAGACUUAUUCUUUUAAAAGCUGUGGAAUCUUUUUCAGCUUUCUACCAAAAUCUGUUUGAAGGUGGUUUAGACUAUUGAAUUUUUCAUUCCUUCCUUGUUCAACAAUACAUUGUAAGUUCUUGGAAAAAUUACUUUAUGGAUUGCUUCAGAGCUACAAGCAGAAUAAGAACCCCUCAACACCUCUAGCUUCUUCAUCUAAACAUGAUCUUGAUGGACUGUGACCCAAAUGUACACUGCAUUUUGUAGAAAUGUGGUAUUAUUGUCUCUUGCUGCAAUCUGAAAUAUGAAUCAUAAUAAUGACAUAGAAAAUCAUUGCUAGCAGCAAAAAAACAAAAAAAAAAAACAAAUCUGAAAUGACUAAAUCUAGAAAAGAACCCAGAGGCUAUUUUUGCCUUUUCUAUGCUGCUUUUCCAUACUUGAGUGCUGAAUC
Pygocentrus nattereri (red-bellied piranha) is the source of this 5131-nucleotide messenger RNA. It is a transcript of the gene ssh1b, whose product is annotated as slingshot protein phosphatase 1b. NCBI's taxonomy places the organism in Eukaryota, Metazoa, Chordata, Actinopteri, Characiformes, Serrasalmidae. The record is from RefSeq and is a predicted model, not a curated record. Gene Ontology annotation, molecular function: actin binding; protein tyrosine/serine/threonine phosphatase activity. The transcript has 15 exons. Gene Ontology annotation, biological process: protein dephosphorylation; actin cytoskeleton organization; negative regulation of actin filament polymerization. Bases 222 to 3128 code for a protein of 968 amino acids. Gene Ontology annotation, cellular component: cytoplasm.